This is a messenger RNA of Aspergillus costaricaensis CBS 115574, 1566 nucleotides long. Its product is annotated as polyamine transporter. Bases 112 to 1500 code for a protein of 462 amino acids. Gene Ontology annotation, molecular function: transmembrane transporter activity. The transcript has 7 exons. Gene Ontology annotation, biological process: transmembrane transport. Lineage: Eukaryota; Fungi; Ascomycota; Eurotiomycetes; Eurotiales; Aspergillaceae. The record is from RefSeq and is a predicted model, not a curated record.
GUCAAAUGUCAAGUCUCGGUAUCUUCAGAUGUAAGGGGCUCACCAGCACCACCGCCAUCAUGAAUCUCGAUCGAAGCAGAAUACAAUCUCUCAGCCAUCAACUUUGCGACAAUGUUCGAUGAGGAGAAGACCCAGGAGGUUGUUCAUGGCCUCAAAACCACCCCUGAUGGGCUCGUGCUCGACCCGCAGCCAUCAGAUGACCCUAAUGAUCCCUUGAACUGGAAGCCCUCGAGAAAGGCGCGUGUACUUUCGAUAUGGGCUAUUGCUUGUUUUUCUAGUCAAGCCACUGCUAUGACGAACAUGCAGGGAUCAUAUCUCCAAGCACCUCUGUAUCACAAGACGGCUACUCAGAUUUCUCUCUCCGUCUCAUGCGGGCUCAUUGGGAUCAUGGUCUCCUCUAUCCUAGUCGUCCCUCUUAGCCGUAGCUCGGUAUGGUCUGCCAUGAUGACUAGUCCAUCGGAUUACAUUCCAUUCGUGAUCUCUCGUCUCUUCGCCGGUCUCUGCGCAGGGGUACCUUUAGUCCUUGGCUCCGAAUUCGUCUUGCGGACUUACUUCCGACAUCAGCGAGGGAAAUGUGCAUAUGUUGAUGCAAGAUCUUCGUGGCCUAUCUCUUUCUGGUACACUGUACCCAUGAAUGGGGUGUUGGCUCUGUUGAUCCUUGUCUUUAUUGAAGAGACAGCAUUUGCGGGGGGAGAACAAGUGCGGCAAUCCUUUACACAAAAAAAAUGGAACAUGUAUAUCCGUGGAAGAGCGGUUCCACCACAGCUUAGAGCAAGCUGGAAGAACAUGGUAUCCAUUCUUUUUGAUAUCUUCUUAGUGUCUUUUUCUCCCGUGUCAAUAAUCGUAGGUUUCUUCAUGAUGGUAGACUUUGGCUUUGCUUCAAUGGCCAUUAUCCUCGGUGUCACCUUCGUUGAAGCCCCUCGAGACGAAGGUGGAUACGCAAUGUCAAAGAUUUCGAUGGCUUCAUUCACGCUAACCCAAGCAAUCGGCACCGCACUCGCGGAAUUAUACGGCCACUUCAUCAGCGACAGACUUCCUUUAUACCUGUUCCACCGAAAGUCCAAGUCGCAGGACAUUGAACCUACAGAAUGGCGCCCAGAAUACCGGCUUCACUGUCUCUGGGUCCCAGUGAUAAUGCUUCCCAUAGGCCUUGGCUUAUUUGGUGCUAGUUUAGAGUACCAUUACCAUUGGGUGCUUUUGGCACUCGGGUUUCUUCUCCUCACUUUCGGUGCCAUUUCCCUUCUCCCGGUUGCAAUGACGUAUCUCUGUGAAUGUUUCCCGAACCAUGUUUCAGAGGUGUCGGCAGGCAUGGGAGUUUGGAGGCUUAUCUUGGGAGUUCUCUCGGCUGUCUUCAUCGCCCCAUGGAACGAUAAAGUUGGUCCGGGAUGGGUGUUCGGCUCUGCUGGGCUGAUUACGCUCCCAGCUUUUGGAGGGGUGAUUAUCCUCAUGGUAUUUGGGAGACAGGUGAGGCAGAUGGGGGUUCGUAGAUUGAGAAGCUGAUGGGGAGCUGCGUUUCGGGUUUGGGUCGAUCAGCCAUGGUGAAGCUGGAUAUAUCCCGAGUUUUGG